AAAAAAAAAAAAAAAAAAAAAAAUGCUGAAAUUGAAUCUCAGUGUCAAAGUCAAGUAAGAGAUCCAUUGAAUUUUUUUUUUUUCUUCUUCUUCUUCUUUCACUCUCCAUUCUCUCACAUCAAUCCGCGAUCAUGACUCAAAUUAGUGUCCUCAUGGUAGCGGAAAAACCCUCACUUGCCGAUGCUCUUAGUCGAUUGUUAGCACCAGGAGGUCACUUCAAAACACGAAAAGGGACUACACCAGUGCAUGAAUGGGAAGGUGUCUAUGAAUCACAACCAGCAAAAUACAAAUUCACCUCAGUAACAGGUCAUGUUUACAAUACGGACUUUACACAAGAAUACAAUUCAUGGGAGAUCGAUCCUCAGAAACUAUUUACGGCUCAAAUCAAAAAGGUGGAAGCUAAUCCCAAGAUGCGAAUAACUCAACAUUUACGGAACGAAGCCAAGCACAUCGACUAUUUGAUCUUGUGGUUGGAUUGUGAUUCUGAAGGUGAAAAUAUUUGUUUUGAAGUUAUUGGCAACUGUUUACCCUCUAUGAAGGUAUCAAAAAUGUCUCAUGUUUUGCGUGCAAGGUUUUCAGCAAUUACUCAACAAGACGUUCGACGAGCCAUGAAUCAUCUAGUGAAACCCAAUGAAAACGAAGCGAAAGCGGUGGAUGCUCGACAAGAAUUUGAUUUAAAAGUGGGCGUUGCUUUUACUCGAUUCCAAACUCGAUUUUUUCAAGGAAAAUAUGGUGAUUUAGAUUCAACAGUGAUAUCUUAUGGUCCAUGUCAAAGUCCCACUUUGGCCUUUUGUGUGGAACGUCAUGAUCGAAUUCAAAGCUUCCAACCUGAACCUUUUUGGACAAUUACUCCUACUAUCAUUCAAGCGGAUCUACCUGUCAAAUUGACAUGGAUGCGUGAACGACUUUUUGACAAGCAAGUGACCAGCGUAUUUAUGACCAAUGUGGAAGAAGCUCAAAAAUUAGGAGCAAAGGUUCUUCAAGUAUCUGUUACGAAAAAAUCAAAAGCCAGACCUCAUGCCUUGAAUACUGUUGAAAUGCUCAAACAUGGAUCAUCAAAUCUUGGUAUUGGGCCUAGUGAAUGUAUGAGUAUUGCUGAACGUCUCUAUAUGCAAGGUUAUAUCUCUUAUCCUCGUACAGAAACAAGUCAAUAUCCACCGAACUUUGAUCUUCAUGAAGUAUUACGGGAACAAGCAAAGCAUCCACAGUGGGGUGAUUAUUGUCAAGAUUUAUUGAAAAAUGGAUUUGAUCGACCAAGUGGCGGUACCGAUGUAGGUGACCAUCCUCCAAUUACACCUAUGCGGGUAGCAGAUGAAAGUGAACUUUUUGGUGAUACUUGGAGACUGUAUGACUUUAUUGCUAGAAAUUUUAUUGGAUCCAUUAGUCAAAAUUUGAAAUAUACAUCCACUCAUGUUGUUCUCGCCAUUGGUGAAGAAAAGUUUGAAUGCAAAGGUUCCCAAGUUACUUCUCCUGGAUUUACAUCUGUGAUGCACUGGGUUAACAAAACUGAUGAAUAUAUACCAGAGUUCAAGCAAGGUCAAGUAGUAACUGUCAAAUCUGUACAAAUGAAUGAAGGCAAGACGAGUCCACCUGACUAUUUGACAGAAUCAGAAUUGAUUGGAUUAAUGGAACAAAAUGGCAUUGGAACCGACGCUUCUAUAUCAACUCAUAUCAACAAUAUCUGUCAAAGAAACUAUGUCCAAGUCAGUGGUUCUGGUCGAAAGAUGAUACCUACCAAUCUUGGUAUUGUUUUAAUUCAUGGAUAUCAGAAAAUUGAUACAGAUUUAUCACUCCCAAGAAUGCGAUCUGAUAUGGAACAACAACUUAGUUUGAUUGCGUCAGGAAAAGCUGGACACAAAGAGGUGCUCGAUUACUUUUUGCGACUCUUUGAACUUAAAUUUGCCUACUUCGUAAAGCAUAUCUCGUCUAUGGAUGAAUUAUUUGAAGCAACAUUUUCACCUUUGGCUGCCACUGGACGACCCUUAUCGAAAUGCGGGAAAUGUAAACGUUAUAUGAAGUACAUCUCUCUCAAACCAAACCGAUUGCAUUGUUCAACAUGUGAUGAAACAUAUUCCUUACCUCUCAACGGUACAAUCAAACUUUAUAGGGAAUUGACUUGUCCAUUAGAUGAUUUUGAAUUGGUUUUGUAUUCGACAGGAUCUAAAGGUACCGGUUAUCCUCUUUGCCCUUACUGUUACAAUCACCCUCCUUUUGAAAAUGUCAAGAAGCACAUGGCAUGUAAUCAUUGUCCUCAUCCUACAUGCACUCACUCUAUGGUCAAGAAUGCUGUCUGUUCUUGUCCUGAAUCUGAACGACCUGAAGAUCCUUGUCCUGGGAGUUUAGUAUUAGAUGCCACUUCAGCACCUCGAUGGAAAUUAAGUUGUAAUGAAUGCAAUAUCGUUUCUUCCUUUGUGGAUACUAUCAAAAAUGUUUUAUUGAUGAAUGAAAUGUGCGAAUGUGGUACUGUGAUACUCAAGGCUGAAUUUCGAGAAAAUCAAAAUCGUGAACCUCUCACAGGUUGUAUUCUUUGUGAUGAUGAUAUCGAUGCUUUAUUAACAACUAGGCAAAAAAGGUGGACGAAAGAAAAGAAAAUGGGUAGAUCCAAAGAUCAGAAAGUUGUAUGCCGAUAUGCGAUAGGUGGAUGAAGACUUUUCUACCUUGGUGAUCCUAUUGAAAUACCGCUUAGUAUAUAUUUGUAUGUAAUUUGUUUAGUUUUCCUCUUCUUUAUUUUUAUUUUUUUAAUUAUUUGAUUCAUUGUAGCAUAGACCUUCCCUUCCUUUAUUAUGAAACUCUUCCUUCUCUCUCUUGUCAUUCUUCUGU
This is a messenger RNA of Halteromyces radiatus, 2820 nucleotides long. RefSeq names its product DNA topoisomerase. Bases 132 to 2645 code for a protein of 837 amino acids. The record is from RefSeq and is a predicted model, not a curated record. The transcript is spliced from 19 exons. Gene Ontology annotation, molecular function: DNA binding; DNA topoisomerase type I (single strand cut, ATP-independent) activity. Gene Ontology annotation, biological process: DNA topological change. NCBI's taxonomy places the organism in Eukaryota, Fungi, Mucoromycota, Mucoromycetes, Mucorales, Cunninghamellaceae. Gene Ontology annotation, cellular component: nucleus.